AUUGGAAAUUAUUUAGCGCGACAUCUGUCGUUGGAUCUUGAUGAUCGAUGCUACGUUUUCAAGAUGGUGGCAGACGAGUUAGAUUUUAGUAGGCGCGGUUCUUUCGUUCGAUCAUUCUUUAAAAUUGCACAGUAGCAAGACAUAUAAGAAUCGUCGAAGAAAAAACAUAAAAAUAUUACGUUCUUGUAAUAUCUCAACGGAAUAUCCAAAAUUUUUAACUCUGAUUUAUAGUGUCAGCUGAUAAAAUGUUUACCAACGUUUCUGCAAAUGCAUUGUCUAUAUCUCUUACGCGAGAUAUUUUGUAGUCUAGAUAUUUGUACUAAAGGAUUCGUAAAAAAACUAAACGAUAAAAGUACAAUCCUUUAAUAUUAAAGAAUUCCUUUAUGUAAGAAAAGUGACUGUGGGUACCAUGGAAAAGUUAAAAGAUCAUGGCUGGUACCUUUCUAACCAUGGAUUUAAUCUUGUCAGCGAUUCUGGAAAUAUCAAUGACUUAGAGAAAAUAUUGAGACGUUGUCUAGAUCUCGAUCUAAAGGAAAUUGGUAGUGGUCAAGGUGAUAUUCAUCAAGGAAAUAUUGUAUUACAAAUACAAAAAUUACGUAAUGUUGCUGCCCCUAAAAGUAAUGAAGAAUCUCGUGGUGCACCGCGUAUGUUAAAAUUAUCAUUAACCGAUGGUAAAAAUAAUUAUCAAGCUGUAGAAAUUGAAUCACUUUCUUCCAUAAGUUUAAACACACCUCCUGGUACAAAACUAUUGCUCAAGUCAGGAAGUAUACCCAUGUCACAUGGAAUUAUUUUGUUAAAACCCUCGCACAUAAGUCAACUAUUAGGAGGAAGAGUAUCGAGUCUUGUAGAGAAAUGGGAAUUAAAUAAAAAAUUAGCACAUCAUUCAAGAGUAAGAUCCGCGGAGGAAGGUGGUCCUCCACCAUGGAUACCAUUUGGAAAAAAGAUUAUAAAAAUUUCUGAUCGUGAUAAAAAUUUCAAAGCAAUAGCAGAAAAGGAUAAAUCUAGUAAAGAAAAUGCAGAAUUUGAAGCACAGCGUAAAGAUGCAAUAGCUGAGGCUGCUAAGCAAGGUAGCAAAAAAGUUUUUGGUGGUGGAAAUAAACAGCUAUUAGAUCAUAGUGUACAAAGGAUAGUAGAACAAGGAUUUUCCAUAGAACAAGCUGAAUAUGCUUUGCGCGUAAACAGAAAUAAUGUUGAUAAAGCAAUCAAAAGUUUACAAAGAACUAAUAAUAAACACAAAGAGUCAAGGGAACCAAGAGAACCAAGAAGUAAACGUUUUGAUAAAAAAUCUGAGGAAAGUAAACCAAGCAGUGGGAAAAUAUCUUUAUUUGAUUUUCUUGAGGACAAAUUGCCAAUUCAACCGGAGCCAAUAGAAACUACUCAAAAUAAUUAUGUACAAAAUAAUGAAAAUAAUGUUGAACGUCUCGAAUCAAAAGCAGAUACACAUAAUGCUAGAGGAGGACGAUCUCAAAGAGGAGGUCGUGGGUAUCAAGCUCCACCAAGACAUAGUGAAGAAAAUAAGGCAAAUAAAAGAUUAAAUAAUAAUAAUAAUUCUGGUACUUCACAAUACUCGCAGUACAAUGGAAAUAGUAAUACUCAACAAAGUAAACCACCAAGAUUUCAACGAAAUCAGGAUACUCAUGGUUACUAUCAUCAAGACAAUGGAAAUAGAACUGGUCCUCAAAAGAAUCAACAUAAUGAAUAUAAAAAUUCUCUUCCUCAAUCACAUUCUGGUAUUGGAUAUACCGAUGACAGUGGUGGUUGUCAUAAAAAUCAACAUGAGCAACAAGGAAAAAAUUCUUCUAAUAAUAGAAAUUAUAAUCAUUACGAAUCAGAAACUAGGAAUAGACACCUUGCUGAUAAUUCCUAUAACAGACACAAUCGAGUACAAGAGACAGGAACUAGAAUUUAUGGAGCAAAUACACCCGAUAGGAAUUAUAGAAAUCAGUUAAAUAAAUAUCAAUUAAAUGAUAAUGCGAGUAAUAGGGAAAACGUUGGAUCUACUGCUCACAAAAAUGAAAAUCAUAAUUUAAAUAAUCAAAGUACCAAUGUUCCUGUCAGUACUCCAUGGGUAUGGCAAAUAGGUGAUAAGUGUAUGGCUAAGUAUUGGGAAGAUAACAGAUAUUAUAAUGCUGAAGUAACUGCCGUAUCUGAAAGGACGUGCGUUGUACAAUUUAAAGGUUUCGAAAAUUACGAAGAAGUGCUUCAAGUAGAUUGUAUACCUAUAACGGAAGACAUUCAUAUGGAAAAGAAUGAUCGAGGAAGGGAUCAAAGAGCAAAUAAUAGACAAACUCGAAAUGAGCAAAGUCAAAAUAACAUUGCAGCUGGUAUGGAGUUCCGUAGAAGCGGCAAUGGACCUAGUUCUGGUAAUAAAGGUUAUAGUAAGAAGAGAGGUCCAGUACGUAGUACUCAGCCAAUCUAUCAGCCACCGGCACAACGAAAUCAUUAUUCCAUGCCAACCAAUAUACAAAAUAAUUCUCUACUCUAAUGUGUGUAGUAUCAAUAAUUUUCUUUAGAAAAGUAAAGGAAGCUCUACUGAAUAUUCAGUCAUAGUUUUGCUGCUGGUUCAAGACUGACUCUAUGGAGCACCACAUACUUUCCAUAUGUGCAGAGAUAAAUUCUACAUGUGCAAGUCCGUAGGUUAUUUAAGGAAUAAUUAAAUGAAUUUUUUUGUGUGGCAAAUGAUUUGUACUCAACGUUGAGAUUCAAUAUGUAAUAACUGUAUAAUUAUGAUACAAAUUGUUUCCUUAUGUGGUAUGUGAAGAAAAUGGAAGCUAACACUUCAAAAAAAAAAAUAUAUAUAUAUCGAUACUAAAA
Molecule: messenger RNA, 2814 nt
Organism: Vespa mandarinia (Asian giant hornet)
Lineage: Eukaryota; Metazoa; Arthropoda; Insecta; Hymenoptera; Vespidae
Gene: Tdrd3
Product: Tudor domain containing 3
Cellular component (GO): nucleus
Molecular function (GO): protein binding
Source: RefSeq, a predicted model, not a curated record